Molecule: messenger RNA, 573 nt
Organism: Ruditapes philippinarum (Manila clam)
Lineage: Eukaryota; Metazoa; Mollusca; Bivalvia; Venerida; Veneridae
Product: complement C1q tumor necrosis factor-related protein 5-like
Exons: 2
Coding region: 1-573 (190 amino acids)
Molecular function (GO): protein binding
Source: RefSeq, a predicted model, not a curated record
AUGGUAAAUGAAAUUAAGAAAACUGAGGAUAAGGUCAUCAGUACAUUAGGCGACAUUAAACAAACAGUUACAGGUUUUACGAAUAUGUUUGAGGACAUGAAGGGGAACAUAACGGACGAGAUGUUAAAGAGAGGUGAUGCAAUACAAAGAAGAGAAGAAAAACUCGAACAACCUUCGAUCGCUUUCUAUGCACACCACUUGAAAGACCUGGCUCUUGAUACUACGAAUGAGAUUCUCAUAUUCGAGAAGACAAUCACUAACGAGGGAACAGGUUACGACACGUCCACAGGAUUGUUCACAGCACCUGUUGGAGGACUGUACCAGUUUGUUGUUCAUACAUGUGCUUAUAAAGGAAAAUAUUCCUAUCUGGGCCUAGUGAUGGAAGGUAACGUUAUUGCAGCAGAUGCUAACUAUGGUGAUACUAAUUAUGGCUGUAAUACGUUUGGUGCAAUAGUGAGAGUAAAAUCAGGAGAAAAAGUUUGGGUCAAAUCAACAUCGUCAGGUUCUGUCCACCAGUUACAUCAAAACACUCAUAGGAUGAACACAUUCAGUGGAGUACUUGUCAAUUACUGA